UUCCGGUCUUCCGGUCUUUCUAAACGGCAUGGCGAACUUCAAGCAUGCAGAAGACGACCCAAAACACGUGAAUAUGUCCGGUGAAAUAACCGCCGCCAGUGCGGAAGCCCAACCGACAGAAGAGUCCUUCGUACCGGGCAGACACGCGGGCGACGUCGCGUGCUCUGUUCCGUCGUUCGCAGCCGCCUCCGAGCUGCUGUCAGCGCCGUACUCGUGUCUGGUCAGGAACACGCACCGGAGACACGUCGCCCUGCCGCCCAUUUACCUGAACAAGAAGAGGACCGGUAUACAGGAGGAGCUGGAGGCCGAGCUGCUCAAGUUCUCCCGAAGUCUAAAGGGAGUACCCCUCGCUUAUGAAAACAUCAGUAUAGUGGGUCAGCAUGGAAACAUCUACGACGACAGCGGCUACAUCCACAUGGACAUCGAGGCCAACUUUAUUGUUUUUCAGCCCGAAAAAGGACAGAAACUGCUGGGUGAAGUGAAUAAACUAGGAGUGAGCCAUGUGGGCUGCCUGGUGCACGGCUGCUUCAACGCCAGCAUCCCCAAACCCAACCUGGUGUCUGUGGAGACCUGGCGGGACGCGGGGCCGAGAAUCGGAGCAGAGAUUGAGUUCGAGGUGACUGCUCUUGACGCUGACACUGCGGGGGUGCUGCUGAUCAGAGGGAGGCUGGACAGGACCAGGGUGCAAGAGCUGCUGGCUUUGGGUGAGAGCUCGGAGUCGGGCGUCGCUGCAGACCAGCCAGAACCACUAGAGGCAGAACCGAACCCAGAACCCACCAAGGAGUCUCCUGAAGACACCCCCAAGAAGAAGAAAAAAAAGAAGAGAGACAAAGUCAGAGGGGAGGAGGUGACAAUUACACCUUCCUGCCGAGUGGAUGGCAGCACAAAGCCAGAGCUGAACGGAACAAUCAUUGAAGAAAAUGGCAAUGAAGCUGUUGAGAAAAAGAAGAAGAAGAAGAAACAUGUGAAAGAAGAGGAGGUGGUGGUUGAGCUCUCUACCGUGGAGGUCCAUGGCAGUGACUCCAGCGGUUACCUCAGUGACAAACCAAGCAAAAAGAGGAGACACGAUACUGGUUCAGAUGUUACAUCUAGUGUUAGUGAAGUUCCCGAACCCCCAAAGUCCAAGAAGAAGAGGAAAAGUGACAUUUAGCAGCUAAAAUAUAUAUUCUGUUUGGAAAUUGGUUCAGUUGUGUGUGAGAUUCAAAGGUGAUACAACAGUAAUGACAACAAUGGCUCUGGAGGAAUAUACAGACGUGCCUUAACAAUUACACACCUUUUUUUUUUUUUUUUAGCAAGCCGGAUUUCUGGUGGGUUCUUCUGAGCUCCUCUGAAAUCAUUUGAUCGGAGGGUCAGGCUUGCAGAAGAAGCCUUUUUACGGUCUCAUGUUGUAGCUGGUGGGGAAAGCACAUGAAGGGAUGGAAGCAGACUCAACAGAUCGGCCCUCGUUGUAUUGCAACUCUCUCACACAGCCUGUGGGGGGAGCAAAACUUCUUCAAAGACACUAAAACACAGGAGAGAAACCUGGUCAACCUCGUAUGUUAAACAAUGUGCUGAGAGUAAGUAGGCCAGGGUUUAGCAUUGAGUUUAGAGGCAAAUGGGAAAUGCUUAAGUUGAUGUUACUGCUCUGUAUCCACGUGCAUUUUCUCCUGCUUGUAUACCGAAGAAGGAAGGCUGGACAAUGAGCUCAGGUUAAGAAACUUCUCUUUUCUCGGGUGCCUUUUUGAAAAGGUUGUCUUGACUAUUAGCUGCAAUGGAAGGGGGAUGUUUUUCACUCCCAAGUAAAUCAUGGAAGGAAUUAGUCGGAACUUAUUUGUGCUGUCUUCCUUCAGUGUUGCAUUGACUGUUUUGACAUGAAGGCGGGUUGUCUGUCUUUGAAUGAAAACCAACAGAAGUGGACAUUAAAUAUUCAGUUCUUAUCCCAAUUAAAGCGCUCUAUAUUUUUUAAAAGUUGACCCUGCUUCCAUUUUUCAUUCAGAAUCUUUUUAAAUGCCCAUGAUUCUUGAUUGUUUAUUCAAAAUAACUGAAGACAAAGUAGGUCUGCAAACAUCUCCACUUUAUAAAUCUACAACAUUGUGGCAUUUGUUAGAAGAAAUUAUCCCUGACGAUGAUUAUUAAUACAAAUAUUUCCUGUUUUUCGUGGCAUAUAACAAACUCUUUCGUGCUGGCCAGUUGGUGUCAGGUGAUAAAGUGCUGAGAGACGGUCUAAAGAUCUUAGUGUUUUCUUUGCCCCCCCACACACACACACACACACACACACGGAGCCUUCAGUGGGGAGUCUCAUUAGAUGUAAGGUGCUAAGAGUUGGGGAGCUUAUCGGGAGCCUCCUAAGGAGGACAGAUAAGGAGCUGCAAUUAACAUGGCUCAUCUUCAUCUUUCACACCUGAUCGUGUACAUAUGUGCCUUACAAUUUAAAACCUUAAAUAAUGACUUGACAUAACUGCAGACUUAAGAGCUUAUAGUAAGUUGAGAAACCCACAAGUAUUUAUUUAAUUAGAUUAAGUGUUGGAUGUGAAGAUAUCACAUGUCUGUACAGUAAAUGUGAAGCUGCAGCUGCUUAGCUCAGCAUAAAGACCAGAAACAGCAACUUGGCUCUGUCCAAUGUUUAAUAAAUAUGCCUACUAGCACCUCUAAAGCUAGCUAAUUGACACAUUAUAAGUGCUGUUGUCUACUGGACUAACUUCCUGGAGUCUCUGCUGGCCUACAAACUCAUCACAGCCAAGAAACUGUUUAUAUUUUUAUGGUUAAAACAUGAGUGGUAUCAAACGUCUCAUCUAACUCAUAAUCAAGAAAGCAUGUCGCUCCCUUUUAAUAGAUUGCCAAUAUUUACAUCUGCAUUAUUACCAAAGUAUUUUUACCACUUUGCAACCCAAAAGUUGUUCCUAUGCCGUAUCGCCAAUCUUUAAUAGUAAAUGACUUAUUCACCAUUUAUAAAGGCAUCGUUACAAACUAUAAAUACUUCAUAAAGUGGUGCUGAAAUAACAUUUGAGCUCUUAAUGAACUUCCACAUACACCAAAUAAAUAAAAGCUCAUGUU
Anarrhichthys ocellatus (wolf-eel) is the source of this 3033-nucleotide messenger RNA. It is a transcript of the gene polr1f, whose product is annotated as RNA polymerase I subunit F. The transcript is spliced from 4 exons. The record is from RefSeq and is a predicted model, not a curated record. NCBI's taxonomy places the organism in Eukaryota, Metazoa, Chordata, Actinopteri, Perciformes, Anarhichadidae. Gene Ontology annotation, biological process: DNA-templated transcription; DNA-templated transcription initiation; transcription elongation by RNA polymerase I. Bases 29 to 1150 code for a protein of 373 amino acids. Gene Ontology annotation, cellular component: RNA polymerase I complex.